CUAACCUUCUACUCAUUUUCUACAACCCUAACUACACCCUCUCAUGUAUAACUUCCGCCACUCACCCACGCAGCAGCAGCCGUCGAACCUCUGCCCGCCUUCUAGCUGCCAACCAUCGUCCAUCGCCGCCACCGCCUUCCAAAGGUCGAUCUCUAGCCUGGGAGCACAAUCGCCCGACCUGGGUGUCAAGGCACCGCCCGCCGGCCACCGUCCAGCACAAGAAGAUGCCCAGUUUCACAAAUCUGAUUUCGCGAAGAGAAAAGCUCACUCUUAUAAGGCGGCGGCGGCGGUCGUCCAUAACUUCUUCUUCUCUUCUUUUUUGAUCGCUUAUCCCUACUUCUGCCCCUCCUAUUCUUUUCAAUCGUGACUGCAGAGCGUCGAUGGAGCGUCGUUUACGACAGAUAGGCUGGUCUUGAAGAUGGAAUUUGAAAGCUAGGCUUCGGAAUUAGAGAACUUUGGGAAAAAUUGGGAAUACGUUGAAAAUGGGAAUGCAUUGAGAAUUGGAAUGGUAUUAGAGAAUGGCGGCUUGAAAUGCAUUGAAAAG
Cuscuta epithymum is the source of this 544-nucleotide messenger RNA. The record is from the annotation of a GenBank genome assembly. Lineage: Eukaryota; Viridiplantae; Streptophyta; Magnoliopsida; Solanales; Convolvulaceae.